Molecule: messenger RNA, 378 nt
Organism: Chinchilla lanigera (long-tailed chinchilla)
Lineage: Eukaryota; Metazoa; Chordata; Mammalia; Rodentia; Chinchillidae
Product: ESX-1 secretion-associated protein EspK-like
Source: RefSeq, a predicted model, not a curated record
AUGGUUCGGCGGAAAGACCUCGGGCUGCGUAAGGCCGCACCACCGUCGGCUCCCGCCACACCCGCCACUCCCGCCACUCCCGCCAGCCCCGCGCGGAGCGGAGGUGAACGCCUCGGCCCCGGGCCCGCCUCCCGCAGCCAGGCGGCCUGUGAUUGGCUAACGGCGCUGCCCAUCGAAAGGGGCUGUGCGUCGCGCUCAGGCCAGUGUUCUCAUUGGUCGCGAAGGCGGCGGCGGCGUGCGCCGUCCCGGCAAGGAGGGGAAGCCGGUGGCGGCGGCGGCGGAACGGGCGGAGGCUGCCGGUUUCGUAAUCGUCGCUCCUCCUCGCUGACUCGCGGGCUGGGAGGCCUGGGUCGGGUCGGGCCGCGCCGCGCGGGGCCG